Melospiza georgiana is the source of this 3903-nucleotide messenger RNA. It is a transcript of the gene AMER2, whose product is annotated as APC membrane recruitment protein 2. Gene Ontology annotation, biological process: regulation of canonical Wnt signaling pathway. Gene Ontology annotation, cellular component: plasma membrane. The transcript is spliced from 2 exons. The record is from RefSeq and is a predicted model, not a curated record. NCBI's taxonomy places the organism in Eukaryota, Metazoa, Chordata, Aves, Passeriformes, Passerellidae. The coding region runs from base 87 to 1781 and encodes 564 amino acids. Gene Ontology annotation, molecular function: phosphatidylinositol-4,5-bisphosphate binding; beta-catenin binding.
CGGCGGGGCUGUCACUGAGGGCUCGCCCCGCGCUCCGCGGCGGAGGGGAAGCCGCGGCGGCCGCGGCUGCAGCGGCAGAGGCAGAAAUGGACUCGCAGUGCGACUGUGUGGAGCCCCCGGCCGCCGAGCAGCCGUCGGGGAGGAUUAACAAAACCGCUUUCAAGCUUUUCAGGAGGAGGAAGUCCGGGGGAACCAUGCCGAGCAUCUUCGGGGUGCGGAGCAGAGGAGGGGAGGGUAAGGGCGCCGGCAAGCCGGGGAUGGUGCGGAGCCGGACGCACGACGGCUUGGCCGACGCCGUGCUGGAGAGCAGCAAGAAGGAGGAACCGGGCGGCGGCGAGGCGCCGAGCCGCGAGGCGCAGGAGCGGCCGGCCGGCAGCCCCGGCGGCCCCGUGGCCAAGUCGCACAGCUUCUUCUCGCUGCUGAGGAAGAACGGCAGGCAGGCGGAGGGCGCGGAGCCGCGGGCCGGCGGCAGACAAAAGAAGGGGCUGAAGGGGAUCUUCAGCAGCAUGCGGUGGCACAAAAAGGACAAAAUCGGCAAGGAGGAGAGGGGGGAAAGCUCGGACAUCCCGUCCGGCCUUAUCAUGCCGGGCUCCCUGACCGCCAGCCUGGAGUGCAUCAAGGAGGAGACGCCGAAACCUUUGUCUGAGAGCCCGAGCGGCGCGGCAGACGCCGGGCCGGAGCCGCCGCGGGAGAAGCGCAGCGGCGAGGCGCCCGCCGCGGCCCAGGAGCCCCAGGCGGGCGGCGCGGAGCCGCGGGCCAGCAGCCCCCCGCGCCGGGAGGAGCCGCCCGCCGCCGCCGUGCGGCCACCCGAGGAGCUCAGCGGCGAGCGACCCGAGCCGGCCGCCGGAGAGGUUGGGACUGCGAAGGAUGCGGCGAUAACAGGCUGCGGAGAUAUUAUUGCGGACCAUGAGGAGGAUGUGGGCGGCGGGAGUGGCGUCUGCGAGAAGAGCACCCCCGGGCCCAGCAAGCUGGGGGCCACCAAGAAGCACCCCACCAUGGUGGCCUACCAGGGAGGAGGGGAGGAGAUGGCCAGCCCCGACCAGGUGGAUGACACCUGCCUGCAGGAGUUCUGGGAUAUGCUGUCACAGACGGACGAGACUAAGACGCAAGGAGGAGGAAGCGGAGGAGGGACAAAGAAGCCCGAGGGGUUGAAGGAAAGCCGAGGUACCGAGGGGGCCCAGAAUAGGGUGGUGGUGAAACGCGGUGGCCUCCACCAGAUUGCCAUUCACCUGAACCACAAAGAGGAGCAGAAGAGCAGGGAAAAGGAGCAGCACGAGGGUGUCCCAAACAGCGAUGAGGGCUACUGGGAUUCCACCACGCCUGGUCCCGAGGAAGAUAGUUCCACAAGCAUCCAGAAGGAAACCCUUCCCAGGGAUAGCUACAGUGGGGAUGCUCUAUAUGACCUGUAUGCCGAGCCGGAUGAGAACCCACCAGCAGGGCCCACACACGAGGAAGUCCCCAGUGUGCCACGCUCCAAGCCCGUGUCUCCCAUAACGACCGUGAGCUCGCUGAAAACACCCUCCAGCGCCGCCAAGGACUCCAAGAUACCCAUCAGCAUUAAACACCUUUCCUCGUCACAGUCACAUCCUGCCAGCCACGGAGCAGACGCCAGUAACAGCCAUCACGUCGCACACCAUCACCUGGCCAAAAGCGAGAUGCACAGAACAAAAAUCCCCGUCUCCAAAGUCCUGGUACGCCGAGUCAGUAACAGGGGCGCAGCCGGGUCAGUAACGGGGACAACAGUGAAAACUGCCACGUACCAGGACAGUGCCAAAAAGUAGUUGGGUAAGAAGUGGAGGCAAAGGCAGAGAACGAAGUCCAUGUGGGAAAGUCUGCUUAGGAGACCACAGAUAAUGAAUUAGUUUUGCAUCACCUGAAGAAAGUCACCUAAAAGGCUUCCUUCACUGUACUCUGUGGGCCUGCACUUCUGAGUCUCUUCUUACUAGACUGUGUGGCUGAAUACAAAAAGUCAACUUCUUUUUGAGCACUUUUUUUACAUUUGUAUCUUUUUUCUGCAACUAAACACUGGGGAGGUUCAUUUUUACAUGCCUUUCUGGAAGCAGGACUUGGAUUAUGACCAUCCUUCCUCGUGCAAAGCAGUGUCAUGAGUUCUUCAAGGGAACAGAGCUACAAAAGGAGCGACAUGAGAGGUUCCCCUCCUAUACAUUUAUCUUCUAAUCGUUUCUCGGGGAGGAGCAGAGGCUGGGUGCCUGGCUGGCUCUGGAAAUGAUGUUUGCUCCACAAGAUGUUGGAAAAAAUGCCAAGCAGAAAACAACCCACCUAACAGGUAUUUUGCCUGCUGUAAGAACGAGAACACUGCUCAGCAGCAGACUUGAUUGACUUGUGUGCAGGAGAUAAAACUGAGUUAGGUGGACUCGUCUAACAGGAAAACAGAUUUUCGUUUGUCUGUCUGUCUGGUUGGUUUUGAUCUGGUCUAAUGUAAAUGGGUAACAGAGACACCUGAUGUAGGUUCAGAUGUUUACAUCAAUACUUGUCCGAUAAUGCAUACAAUCAGGUUCAGGGAAACAUUUUACUAAAUGCCAAUAUAUACACACUGUCCACAUUUAUACAAUAACUUGCUUGCCAUGUGUAAAUAUAUACGUGUUUUAGCAGAUUUUUUAUUAAAAAAAUCACCUGUCCUUAUUAUCUAGAGUUUAAGCAAGAGUUAGUUUUUAUAGGUAGAUAAUUUUACAGUUCUAAAAGCAUAGGACUUUGUGUAAGUACCUUAAAUUAGAGAGAACUCUGGUUUGUAUGGGCUCAUGCAUCCCCAGAUAAAUAAGUCUGAAGUGCUGAUUUUAUUACAGUGGCACAUUCCAUGGCUCAGAGCAGAUGUUCUGACAGCACUGCCACUGCAAACCUCUAUUUUCAGGGGUUUAGACAAAAGUUGCUCUGGGCUUAAACCUUACCGAGAAGGAACCCAGCAAAGAAACUUGUUUUUUAAGUAUUAUUUUUUAAAAUAUAUAAAAUUAGUUUUUGACUAUUUAAAAAAAAAGUUUGGGUUCUCAUUGCUUUUUAUUUUCAUUCUCAAUAAUGUCAGAAUAAUUUUAUGUUAAGAGAGAAAAAAAUAUGGUAAGCUAGUGGUACAUUAUUAAAUGGUCUGAUGAGCUUGGAUCUUAGGAAAAAUGUAUUAAUGGCCAUGACAUUUUUGAGUAGUGGCUACUGUACAUGGGCAUUGGCAACAUUUCAAAGAAAUAUAAUAGGGUUUUAAUGUGCCUGAGGACAUAUUUUUAUGAUACACUGAAAAAGCUCUAAAAAUCACUGAAGUCUAAAGGUAAAUGUUAUGUAUUUACAAAAUAUUUUGAUAUAAGUAUUUAAUCAUCAGACCACAGUUAAAUAUAAAAUAUAUGCUCCAGCGUAUCUAAAAAAUAAUAUACAUUUUAAAAAUAUACAUUUCUAUAUUAUGCAGAGAAUCCUAAAUUCACAUCAUUGAAACUAAUGGGUCUGAUCUUACAUAGCAGUUGGUUUUAUUGUCUCUUAAAUCAAAAGGAAAAAAAAAGAGGAAAAUAAAUAUACAGAAUUUACAUUUGAAGGAUAUUAAGGUUGUAGGCAAACCAUAAAAAGCCAGGAAAUACCAUAAUAAGAAUUGUAUAUAUGUAUAUGCAUGAUUUGUGGCUCACUGGGGAAAUGACCUUAGAGUCAUGAAGGUGAAAUUGGCAUCCAGUUUUGAAAUUGCUGCAGAAUUUAAUACCGACUUGCAGCAUCCCAGUGAAAGUGUUAGCUUCCCUGACCAGCCCCUGUUUUCAUGGUUUAAGAACCUUAAUACACUUCAAAGAGGAUUAUUUUAUGUUUUCUUCCUGACAUGUAGGUGUGUGGUUCCCUGUGUGCCCACUCCCACAGACGUGUUGUACAUAUGCAUGUGCAGCGAGGGCACAGCCCUGGGCAGGGUCCCUGUGCACACUCACA